Molecule: messenger RNA, 905 nt
Organism: Hydractinia symbiolongicarpus
Lineage: Eukaryota; Metazoa; Cnidaria; Hydrozoa; Anthoathecata; Hydractiniidae
Exons: 2
Coding region: 162-653 (163 amino acids)
Source: RefSeq, a predicted model, not a curated record
UUUCUGCAGAAGACGGAGAGGCAACAACAAGAAGAAAGACAGCAAUAAAAAACAGCGAAAAAAGGUUUUCUUCAAAAUGAAGUUGUUUUUUUUGCUUGUAACUUGUUUGGUUGUGUGCAGUAAGUUAAUUCAAAGUUUAAAAUGUCCACAAGUAAGUUGUUAUGGAACGAAAAUAUGCUAGUUUUUUAUUGUUUGACUACAUUUAUUUAGGUGCGUAUGAACAAGAAGAAGAUGAAUUUAGAGUUGACUUUUCGGAUCCAGAAUCGGUAUCCAAUGCACUUCAAGAUGAUCGAUUCCAAGAAGAAUUGACGGAAGACGAAAAAGGAAUAUUUAAUAAAAUGAGUAAAGAUGAGCUAGCUGAGUUGUUAAAUCACGAUGAAGACGAGGAUGAUUUUGACAUGUUAUCCGAAGAUAAAGAAAUGGAAGAUCCUGGGUGGGGACGCCGACGUCGACGACGAUCGUCUCGCCGACGCCGACGCCGAGGAUGGUUAAGAAAAACUGCCAAAAAAGUAGGGAAAUUUAUUAAGAAGCAUGGCAAGGUCAUCAAAGGUGCUGUCAAAAAAUUGCGAAAAAAGAUUCAUACAUGCUGCAACACAUAUGGAAGUAAAUGUUACGGUAAAUGGUACUGCUUUGCUGGACACCAAAGAGGAUAACUACAUUUAACUGCUCCUGAAUCACUGAAAGGUCAAAAAUGAACGCAUUUUUAAAAAUAUAUCUGUAGCUUAGUAUUACGUACUGAAUAGUGAAUAAAUUGUCAUUGUGGAUUUGUUACCUCUCAACUUUUCUCAUGACAUUUCUCAGCGGUUUUACAUUAAAUGCGCUCUUUGUUAAAAGACCUCCCCUAAAUUGAAUUUACCGGAGUUUUAGAAAUAGCUUAAUAGAAGUCGCCAUGGAAUAAAAGUGGC